This is a messenger RNA of Zychaea mexicana, 1467 nucleotides long. RefSeq lists its product as uncharacterized. The record is from RefSeq and is a predicted model, not a curated record. The transcript is spliced from 6 exons. Gene Ontology annotation, molecular function: ATP binding; ATP hydrolysis activity. NCBI's taxonomy places the organism in Eukaryota, Fungi, Mucoromycota, Mucoromycetes, Mucorales, Lichtheimiaceae. Bases 1 to 1467 code for a protein of 488 amino acids.
AUGGCUUGGGAUUUAAUAUACUUUCGUCUCGCACCGACACCGCGAACAACUCCAGAGGAAAAAGCAAGGCUCGAACCUCAAAGACAAGUCACUGAAGAAAUGAUUGACAAAAACGUUUCGACAGGUACAACGUUCUCCUGGCAACAUGUCAACUACCCGGUACCCAUUAUAGGCGGGUCGUUCCAAAUCCUGAACGACGUUUUUGACAAUCGGCAUAGUCGAAGGCCGUACCUCUUGAACAAUGAAGUGCUUCUGAACGAUAUUGAGCGAAUCACCGGCUACGUCGAGCAGAUGGAUCAGCACCAGCCGGCUGACACUGUUCCUGAAGCCAUGCAGUUCUCAGCUUACAUGCGUCAGGAUGCCAGUAUACCAAAGAGGGAAAAGAAUGUCUAUGUCGAGCAAAUCAUUCAAUUGUUGGAGAUGAAGGACAUCGCCGAUGCCCAAGUCGGUGAUGUUGCCACUGGUUUUGGAAUCUCUAUGGAGGAACGCAAGCGACUAACGAUUGCCGUGGAACUGGUUGCUAAACCCAAGCUAGUAUUUUCGGACGAGCCUACUUCUAAUUUGGUUGCUCAGAGCUCGUACAACAUUGUACGAUUUUUACGCAAGCUCGCUAAUGCUGGAUGGCCUGUUUCGUGUACUAUUCAUCAGCCGUCCGCUAUAUUGUUCGAGUGUUUUGAUCAUCUCCAUUUGCUGGUCCACGGAGCUCGCACUGCUUAUUACGGUGAGAUUGGCAAGGGUGCAGAGACAGUUAUUGGUUACUUGGAGUCGAGCGGUGGGCCAUCCUAUGUGCCCGACACAAACCGGGCCGAGUACAUUCUCGAUGUAGUCGCUUCUUCUUCCUCCUUCGGUGACAUCUGCUCCACAAGAAAUUGGGCUGAUUUCUGGUCGAACUCGCCAAAUGCCAAGGCACUUAAUGACGAGUUAGAGACUAUCCAUAACAAUGCUGAUACAAACCCGUCCCGCAAGGCACUUACAUAUGCUGCAUCCGUUUGGACUCAAGUGUACCUGGUAUUAAAACGCAUGAGCUUGGUAUAUUGGCGUUCGUCUAGUUACAAAGUAGGCCGAUACAUUACCAUUGCGGGCAUUUCGCUUUUCCUUAGUUUUACCUUUUUUAAAUCACUGUCGUUUGUGGAUAUUCAAAACCGAGUUUUCCUCUUCUUUGGCGCAAUGACAUUGGUUACCAUGGGUCAGCCUAAGCUCGUGAUAAUUACUUUUGCUGGUGUCGUUCAAACGCAAUUUUCGCCUCCUCGUUUCUGGAGCGCCUGGAUGUACUGGCUUGUACCGAUCCACUAUGUGAUGGAAGGAUUCAUUGUCAAAGAGUUGCAAACACUCCCAGUUGUUCCUAACGACAACGACUUCUUCCAAUUCACCCCGCCGACAAACCAAACAUCCGACGAAUAUAUGGAGAGAUUCUUUGCAACAUCUGGUAGCAAGGCUAUCUUAUUAAUCCAAGCAAUACCGAGCUAA